GUAAAUGGCAAUGGCAUCCUUGAAGUGUCUCCUGCAAAUACGGAAACUAAUAUUCAUCAAACAAAAGGAUUAAUGAAUCUCACAGGGUGUAGAGAUGUCCCUUCCCUUGGCUUUACCAAUCAGAUAUCAGAUUUGCCUAAGCACAGUGACAAGUCAGGGACAGAGAUUCCAGAUGAUGAGUAUUAUGAUGAGGAUGACCACAAUGAAGUCGUUCAGUAUCUGCUGGAUGUUGUAGAUGAGGAAGCCCAGAACCUUUUAAAUCGCAAUAAUGCCACAUCAGAGGCCCAGACCCUCCUGCAUCUCAGGAACGCUGCAUCAGAUGAUCAUCUGCCAGGUACUGAGAGCCAUGGAAAAAAGAGGUCAAUAGCAACAAAACACCUCCUGAAACAAGAUGCUGA
Messenger RNA from Tinamus guttatus (white-throated tinamou), 398 nucleotides. The record is from RefSeq and is a predicted model, not a curated record. NCBI's taxonomy places the organism in Eukaryota, Metazoa, Chordata, Aves, Tinamiformes, Tinamidae.